GAUGAAAUUAAGAGAAAAAAAGAUGCUGGUGAAUUAAGUGAAACCGAAGCCGCUGAAAAGAAAAAAGAAUUAGUCAAAAAGUCAGCCGUCAGUGCCAAAAAACAAAUUGAAAGUAAAUUAACCGAAGGCCACCAAAAGUUAGCAGUAGACGAAGCCGAAUUAGCCGCUCAAUUGGCUCCUUAUAACACGAUUGAGGAAAAACUAAAUAGUUUGGCCGAAGCGGAGGAAGUUGCGACCUUUGAAAACGACUUAUUAGUAGUUAUUGACCAGAAAAAAAAAGAUAAAUUGGAUAAUAUUGCUAAUGAAGCCAUUGCUGAAAUUAAGAAAGAAAUUGACGGAGACCAGAAUGUUGAAUUAGGAGUAAAUGAGGAUUUUGAAAAUGUUAUUAAAGGUCUGGUUGAUCCGGACGAAAUUGAAAGUCUGAAAAGUAAGAUUGUGAAACUAGUUAGGGAGCAAAAAUUAUCCCAGUCUCUAGAAGGGACGAACACUUCCUCUGAUGGAAAAAACCCUAAUUCUCCCUCUUUACUCAAA
Molecule: messenger RNA, 531 nt
Organism: Racocetra persica
Lineage: Eukaryota; Fungi; Glomeromycota; Glomeromycetes; Diversisporales; Gigasporaceae
Source: the annotation of a GenBank genome assembly